Phaedon cochleariae (mustard beetle) is the source of this 2206-nucleotide messenger RNA. The record is from the annotation of a GenBank genome assembly. NCBI's taxonomy places the organism in Eukaryota, Metazoa, Arthropoda, Insecta, Coleoptera, Chrysomelidae.
GAUCAUAGAUCAUGAUGAGUAAAAAGUAAGGUUACCUUGAAUUUUGUGAAAUAAAAUUCAAAAUAUCUAAUUUUUCUAUUCAGCUAAAGAAUGUUUGUACUCACAUUUUGACACUGACGAAUUUUCAGAUUUUGGAAUGAAGAAUUUCUAUAUUUCUUCUACCUCUAGCUCAAUUCAAAUGGUUUUCACUGUUUUGACAAUCAGCAGGUAGAAGCAAUAACCUCAAAAAUAUCAAAAAUAUCUUGAUGUCAGUUCAGUCCAGUCAAUUUGUUCGUGUUCCUGGCUUCCCUGUCUUCCUACUAAUUCAAUCAGGCUAUCCAUCAUCAAAACAGGAUAGUACCUACUUCAUUAUGCUUGGUUCAAUAUGUUUCAAUCAGAAUAUUAUGUUUCUGUUUUGAAACUGUUUUUAUUGAUAUGACAAGAAUACUUAGAUGAUACUUUGAACAGCUUUGAACAUUUUUCAAAAUGAACAAGACUAGUAAAAAGAAUGCAGGUGAUAAGUGUCCUUCAACCAUUAAAGUCAAAGACAUACAUAAAAACUGUAUUUUGAAUGAAUCAUCUCAUGAAAAGGAAGAGUUGAAAAAUGGCUUGAGGAAUGGAAUAGUAGAAGAUGGUGAUACAAUAGUAGUAAAAAAAAACUCAAGCAGAAACAAGAAAAACAAACAUGAAAAUGGUGAAGUGGUUAAUAUUAUAAAAGAAUCUGAAUCUGAGGAGAAAUGUAUAAUCAAGACUGUUUCAUCAGAUGCAAAAGAAGGAUACCAAAGUAGCAUAAGCAAAAGGAGUAAAUUCACAAGUGAUAAUACUGUAAAUAAUGUAGAUAGUAAUUUAACAGGCAAUACAAAAGGAGAAAUAACAAAUUUAGAUUCAAAUGACAACAUUUCUUGUGAUGAAAACACUUCUUGUAGUCCACAAAAUGAAACUGUACAAGUCAACCAGGUUGCAGUUACAGCAAGUAGUUCAAAAUCAAUACAUAGUGUUGAUGUUUGCACCAAGUUAAGAAGACUAGAGCAAACUGAGGGUUGUGUUUCAGAAAUAGCAGAAAGUUUGAAAAACUUUCAGUUAGAAGACACCUCAAAAGGUACUGAGGCAAUACCAAAAGAGUCUUUGGAUCCCAAGCCUAAAAUAGAUUUUAUACAGUAUGAGUCUGAGCUUCAGAUGCCAAUGAUCAUGAAGAUUAUUCAGAAAGAUCUGUCAGAACCAUAUUCGAUAUAUACAUACAGAUAUUUUAUACAUAAUUGGCCAAAGCUGUGUUUUUUGGCAAUGUCUGGAGAAGAAUGUGUAGGAGCAAUCGUUUGCAAACUGGAUGUCCACCGCAAAGUGAUCAAAAGAGGUUACAUAGCCAUGCUCGCGGUUGACCAAAAAUUUCGCAAACUGCGAAUCGGCUCAAACUUAGUCCAGAUGGCUAUCAACGAGAUGAUACAGGGUGAAGCAGAUGAGGUUGUCUUAGAAACAGAAGUGACUAACAAACCUGCACUACAGCUUUAUGAAAAGUUAGGCUUUGUACGUGACAAAAGGCUGUUCAGAUACUAUUUGAAUGGAGUUGAUGCUCUCAGGUUGAAACUGUGGCUGAGAUGAGUAUCUGCUUGUUAUGAGUAGUACCUAAUAUUCAAUAUUAAUCGCCAUAUUGUCACUUUUCACAUGAUUCAGUUAAUUUUUGUUGAAGUGGAAUAGUUGAUUGUUUAAAUUUUUAUUGUUGUUGUUCGUUGGUUUAUUCUUUUUUGAAACAUGUUUUGCACAGAAUAUUUCAUCACAUCUUUUUCAACAAGUAUGUUUAAUCUAAACUCAUGACGCUAGAAUUCACUUCUAUCUUAAAAUGGCCACGCCGGAAGUGGUUGAUAACAUAAUCUACUCGGGGAUCUAUGGAAAUGGUCCUAUUUCAGUGGAAAAUUUUAUUUCAUUAUCUCAAAGUACUAACCCUAAAUAGUCCACUGUCACAAACGGUUUUUUCCUCAGAGCUCUGUAAAUUUUUUGAAUAGUGAUUGAAAUUCACAAUAUUUCAUGCAAUACAACCAUAUAAGAUUCUACUUAUGUAUUCAUUCUCUAUUUCUGUAAGACAAGUGCAAGACUAUUUCUGAUUGUCAUUUUUAUCAAAAUAUGAAAUUAAUUUUCUGGUCUGAAUGGUUUACUGCAGAUCAGAAUGCCAGGAACAUCUCAUUUUACGCUCUUUAAAAAGUGUGAACACACUUUUCAUGUUGUUGAACAGCUG